Messenger RNA from Saxophila tyrrhenica, 312 nucleotides. RefSeq lists its product as uncharacterized. Lineage: Eukaryota; Fungi; Ascomycota; Dothideomycetes; Mycosphaerellales; Extremaceae. The transcript has a single exon. The record is from RefSeq and is a predicted model, not a curated record. Bases 1 to 312 code for a protein of 103 amino acids.
AUGUCCUCCUCAACCCCUCGCCGUUCAAGCCGCACCUCCAAAUCCGACGGCAAGAAGUCGAACCAGUCCCCAAAACCACCCGCCAUCGGCCCCCUCACCGCUCUCGGCUGUCCACCAGCGCAGGGCCACACGUCGAAGCGGACCGACAAAGGCCUAAAGCGAUCUGAACGAGAACUCAUCGGGACCAUCGAUAGCGAGAGGGAGCCACCGCCGGUCUUGGGUCCUACAAAGGUCUUCGGAUCCCCGAGGCCCCAGGGUCACAUUCACUUUGCAGAGAAGUCGUCCGGCCGGCGCGAGAAGUUGAAGCGUUGA